This is a messenger RNA of Kuraishia capsulata CBS 1993, 432 nucleotides long. RefSeq lists its product as uncharacterized. The transcript has a single exon. The coding region runs from base 1 to 432 and encodes 143 amino acids. The record is from RefSeq and is a predicted model, not a curated record. Lineage: Eukaryota; Fungi; Ascomycota; Pichiomycetes; Pichiales; Pichiaceae.
AUGAACGGCAAUAAUUCACCAGUUUUCAAGUUUAAGACAGUCUUGGGAAAAUCUGAAUCGUUUCUGUCUUUGCUUAACGAUGGCCACACAGAAACGGUCAGCCCCGAGGCUAUUCAUCCCAUAGAGCUAACUGUGCAGUCACUCACGGAAUCUCCGCUGGAGCUUUUAAAUCUCAACAUGCAAUCAUUGUACGAGUCACAAAUCAUAUUAUCAGGUAUGUUGCUAAAAAUGCAGAAGAAGUUGGACGGUCUUGGAAGCUCGGUGCGAUCUGGGGAAGAGGUGGAUAGUGAGGGCUUAGAUGACCAGAACACUGUUGAGGCUUACAAGAAGAGAAUAAACGUUCUAGCCGAGAAAUUGAAGAAGAUAAAUGCUGUAUUGGCCAAGGUAGAAGCUAGGGUGGAUAGAAUAGCAGCUGGAAUGAGAUUGGACUGA